Molecule: messenger RNA, 414 nt
Organism: Linnemannia hyalina
Lineage: Eukaryota; Fungi; Mortierellomycota; Mortierellomycetes; Mortierellales; Mortierellaceae
Source: the annotation of a GenBank genome assembly
AUGAACGCCCUCAAGUGCAUCAAGACCCCCGCGGUCUCUGCCGUCCGCUCCCUCAUCGCCUCCCGCUCCAUCACCUCUUCCGCCAUCGUCGCCAACAACAUCCGCGACGACCUCAAGCAGUCCGCCAACAGAGCCACCACCUGGAGCGAGAACCAAAUCGAGAAGAAGAAUGCCUUCAAGGGCCCUCGCUUCGAGAACACCGACAUCGAGGCUCAGCCCCAGCCCAAGGCCGCUAUUGAGUUGAUUGCUGAGGAGCCCGUCCGCAUGGUUGAAGGUCGCCGCGCAAGAUGCGAUGGUGGCGGAGGGGCCUUGGGACACCCCGCUGUUUGGAUCAACUUGGAUCGCCCCGGUGACCACGCAUGCGGCUACUGCGGUAUCCGUUUCGAGCAGAAGCCUCACCAUCACCACCACUAA